AUGGAUGUGUCAAUUGAGACAAUCGAGCGAUUGGUGCACGAGUUGUACCACAACAGCAACCAAUUGUCUCAAUCGUCAGCCAAUCAGUACCUGACAUGUCUUCAGGUGUCCACUCAGGCCUGGGAUGUGGUGUCGGCGCUCCUCAACCCCAACAAACCACUUGAGGUGCAGUACUUCGGCGCCUCCACCCUCUACACCAAAGUGACCAAAUGUUACCAUGAAUUGGAUCCACAAAAGCAAUUGGAUCUGAAGAACGAGUUGAUCCAACUCUUGGUGUCUUACCUAUCACUGGAUGGCAUGAGAAUAGUUGAGACCCGGAUUGUGGUGUCUUUGGCGGCGUAUGUGAUCCACUCCGUGGCCAACAACUGGGAGAAUGCGAUCACCGAUUUGGUCAAUGUUUUACAGCCAAACAAAUUGUCUCACAUUCCCGUCAACCGAGUCCUCCAGACACUGAUGGACCUGUUGUCGGCCAUUCCCGAAGAGUUUCAAACCAUUUAUAUGACACAACACCAGAAAAUAGUGAUCAGAAGUGCUUUACUGAAGUUCAACGAACAGAUCUUCUCGAUUGUGUUGACUCUGUUGUCUGAACCACAACUGCCCGAAGAGAUCAAACUGUCGACCAUUAAGUGUUUCUCGAAUUGGUCCCAAAAUACCGGUCCUCUCAUUAUUGGUGACAAUCACUCAGACAUUGUUUUAUUAGUGUUGCGGUCUGUUUGCGACGAUAAUCUGAGUCAGACGGCAGUGGAGGCCAUAACUAACAUCUAUUCGCACCCAGAGAUGCAUAAGCAGCCAAACCUUGUCUUAAGACUAAUCGACCAAAUGGUUGGAUUAGAGCCGACACUCAAUAAAGCCAUACAAGAGUCCAAUCCAGAGAUGGCUAACAAUAUAUACACACUUUUCAUUCAAGUCACUGAAACCCAUUCAAGACUUGUAUUGAAUGCACUGAUCGACACACCCGAGAGUCGGGACAAUAUUCUUAAGGCCAUUGCAGUCAUACUUCAGUGCAGUUCAACACCUGGUUAUCACUCAAUUGAUGAGACCUGUAGUGAACAGGCAUUCAAUUUCUGGUACACUCUUCAAGACGACAUCAUAGCCUCAGAUGAAUCUCGGAUUGAAACUUAUUUAGCCAUUUUUAACCCAUUAUUUCACUCAUUAAUCGAUGCAUUUCUGGUUAAAGUCCAGUACCCGUCCGAUGAUGUCUAUGAGAACGAGUGGAACAGUUAUGAUAGGGAAAGCUUCCGGUGCUAUCGACAAGAUAUCGGCGACUCAUUCAUGUACUGCUAUAAUAUAUUAAGAGUUUCAAUGCUUUCGAGUCUUUUAUCACAUUUCCAAUUGGCUGCCAAUCAACUGACCGCAAGAGUGAGUACGGAUCAGCACAAGUCGUGGCAAUAUCUGGAAGCAGUUCUUCACGCGUUUAGCUCCAUAGCCGAGAACGUAGGCCACUCUGAAACGGCUUAUUUGCAGCAACUCUUCAGUUCUCUACCAAAUAUUCCCUUCAAUUAUGUCUCAUCGCCGCGACUGUUGGCCACAGCCAUGGAAACAUUGGCCGCUUAUGCCGAAUGGAUUUCCAACAACUCAUCCUAUUUACCAAAUGUCUUAUCACUUCUUAUGAUUGGUCUCAAAGCUCAUGAGUAUGUUGUCGUCUCGGCAACGAUGGCUCUCAAAGAUAUCACCCGUGAAUGUCAACUCAUUUUGAAACCUUUCGCUCAACAAAUACUUUCCAUUUGUGAUCAGUCUUUGGGUCCGGAAUCACAUCUUAAGCCUAAAGAUAAAUCAAGAAUAAUGUGUUCGAUUGGUCUGACUUUGUCUGUACUUCCCAUCGAAGAUAUAAUGAUUGCAAUCAACAAACUCUUGACACCAAUUAUCACUGAUAUUCAUAAUGUCUUAAACCAAUGCGAACGCGAAUCGUCUAAUAUAGACAACGAGACGGUGCGGACACACGUGUCGAGCCAACUGUCAAUGUUAGCGAUGCUCUUCUCAACACUUGAUGUGAACGUCAAGAGGAAUGACUCGGAAGACGAAUCGCAAAUGGUGUCCAACAGUAAAGCUUACAAUUCAAGUCCGCAACCCAUUUAUAUAAUUCUGGAACAGGUUUUGCCCAUUUUUAAUAGUAUUGGCACCAAAUGGCCAACAGAUGAGACAAUUACUGAAAGUCUCUGUGAAUGCAUCAAGAAGUCAGUGAUAACACUAUUGGAUGAAAUCAAACCACUCGUCGGAAAGAUUCUGGAAUUGUUGUUAUAUUUGUUCAAAACUUCUGGUCAGACAUCGGUUCUGGAGAUCUCUAAGCAAUUGAUUGUUCUCUUCGGAAAAGACUUGGAUUUGCAAAACGAUUUGAAUAAAUAUUUCGUUGAAAUAUGUAAUCAUACGAUGAGUUGUUGUCAAACAGAUCUCCGACAACAGACAUCGCUUCUGGAAGUGUUUUAUUCUGUUUUAGCAAAUGUAGUGAAAAGAGUUCCGCUAUUAUUCAGCAGUACAUCGCUAGACGUGUCCACACUAUUCCGGUGCGCAAUGUCUGCACUGCUGUUACCCGAGAAGCCAACCGUCCGCUACAGCUCUGCAUUCAUCAGCGAAUUCGUGAUCCUUAGCCGUGAAGUGGAGGCCAUGAAUAAAGUGGUGAACGAAGAGAUCGAGAAUCUCUUGGGACAGGUGUUUGUGGUGAUUGGAGGCACGUAUGACUCGCCCCGUUGUGUCGUCGAACACAUGGCUGACAUCCUGAUGGCUCUCAACUGGAAGUACUUCGACAAUCUCUCGCGUUCUAUCAAUAGUUUGGUCCAAAAGGAAGGCUUUCCCACAAAUCAUGUCAAUUACGAGAAGAAAAGCCAUUUCGUGAGACUUAUUCUCACACAACGUAAGAACAAACGCAAACUCAAGGAAGUGAUCAAUGAGUUCAGUCUCACCUGCAGAGGACUUAUUGGCAAUGAAUACAGCAAUCAAAUGAUUAAACUUCCCUUUUAG
This is a messenger RNA of Oppiella nova, 2955 nucleotides long. The record is from the annotation of a GenBank genome assembly. Lineage: Eukaryota; Metazoa; Arthropoda; Arachnida; Sarcoptiformes; Oppiidae.